Leopardus geoffroyi (Geoffroy's cat) is the source of this 1786-nucleotide messenger RNA. RefSeq names its product SLAM family member 9 (gene SLAMF9). Gene Ontology annotation, biological process: T cell activation. The record is from RefSeq and is a predicted model, not a curated record. Lineage: Eukaryota; Metazoa; Chordata; Mammalia; Carnivora; Felidae. Gene Ontology annotation, cellular component: external side of plasma membrane.
AUGUGGCAUCAUUUCUGCCGCCAGAGGGACGGGAUGCGGAAGGUACGAGCCCGGGCCUUCAGAAGGGCGGACGCUAACGGGCAGCCGCCCUUCGGUCGACAACUCCUCACGCUGACCGAGCGAGCGGGAGACGUCGGGGCGCAGCUGCGGCUGGCGGGUUCGCCCCUGUGUGAUGCUGUAGCUGCCGCGUUUCCCGGCUCACGGCCGCCGCCCACAUCCAAAGCGGCGCCCGGCGCUUAUCCGAAGCUUCGAGAAUAUUUGCGGGAUGAACAUAGUUUAAUGCGCCACUUGACGAUGUCACCUCUGAUAAAACGAGGCAGCAUCCCAGAUUCUGAUAAAUUCUGGGACGUCGAAGCGCUGGGCUUUGGAGCCUGCUCUUGGCCCCAGACCCUGGCCGAUGACCGAGGGGCUCCGGGUCGUCCUGAGGCCAAAGCCCUUGAGCUUUCCGAGUCGCGGGCCAUCAGAGAGAAGCAGGAGAAGCACAUCCCACAGGCACGGACCCUCCCGGUUGUCACCCUUUGCAGGCUCAUUUCCUUUGACACCUCAUUUCAUCCCACCGCUGCCCGGCAGGCAGAGCAGGUGCGCCUGGAGGGGGACGACCCAGACGGAAGCCAGCCCCUGGCAGGUGCACAGUGGAAAGCCAGAGCCAGACAGGCGGCCGGGGGCGAGGCUGAGUGCGGGGCCUGGAAGCCGCACGGUCCGGCGGCCGUGUGCACGCGCCACAGCCCCGCUGCCAGGCUCGGCGGCCCCGAGACACCGGUGGGGCCUUUGCCUCCGUCUCCUCCUUUCCUUGCAGCCGACGGGGAUUCUGGAGAUGGCGUGGAGGCUGAGGAAGUAGUCGCUGUGCUUCAGGAGUCCGUCAGCCUUCCCCUGGAGGUACCAUUCAAUGACAAGGUCGAGGACAUCUUCUGGUCCUCUCGCAUAAGGCUUGCCACGGUGGUUCCGGGGAGAGAGGGACAGCCGGCUACCAUCACGGUGACCAACGCUCGAUACGCGGGCAGAGUGAGCUUCCCGGACCCCAGCUACUCCCUGCUCACCAGCAAUCUGAGCUGGGGGGACUCAGGGCCUUACAAGGCUCAGGUCAACCUGAGGACGUCCCAGAUCUCCGCCAGGCAGCAUUACAGUCUCCGUGUCUACCGACGGCUGUCGGAGCCUCGCGUCACCGUGGGCUUUGAGAACUCCAGGGAAGGUGGCUUUAAUGUGACCCUGACGUGCUCCGUAGAGAAGGAGGGCCUGGAUGUGACCCACAGCUGGCUGUCCUGGGAACAUGGCACUGAGACACUGACAGUCCGUGAGGGCUCUGCCCUCAGCGCGUCCCGGAGACCUGGGGACAAUGCCCUCUCCUAUACCUGCAGGGCCACCAACCCCGUCAGCAGCGUCCGUUCCCACCUGGUCCUUGCCGGGCCCUUCUGUGAAGAUCCUGGCUAUGCCUUGGACACGUCCACUCACUUCUGCCUCUGAGCCAAAGGGCUGCUCUUCUCCUUCCUCGUGGUCACUCUGGCCGUGGGGCUCUGGCUCAUCUGAGCCCAGAAAAGAUGCAGAAUGCCAGGGAUGAGGACCCCCAGGAGAAACGAGGCUGAAGCCUCGCCCCGGCCUGGCCCGAUCGCCCCUUGGGGACCCCUGUGCUGAGCACUCUUUCUUCCCAACCCCUCCCCCCACCCCGGAGUCCUUCCCGCCACCCCCCCACCGUGCUUCUCCUCCCAGGGUGCCACCGGGUGGGUGUCCCAAGGGCCAUACUCCCCAAGGGAAGAUUAUCCGGCAAUAAAGUCAAAUCAGGUGACCGCCA